AUGGCGGGCCGGCAGUCCCUACGGUCUCAGCUUCGUGCGCUUCACCAGAGUGUUCCGGAGGUUUUCCGAAACCAGGACUUUCUGUUUCAGCAGGAAACUGAAGACCCCGACCGCGUGCUGGAGAGACUGGAGGCUGUAGAAGAGCUCGAGAAAGAACAGCAACGCAAAUAUCGAGCUGUGUUUAUUCCUGUCGACCCUCACUUGGAAAAGGAAAUCAACUGCGAAAUCCUCAAUACGGAUAUUCGCAAUUACCCAUGGAAAGAGACGCCCUUCGGGGACGUAUACUAUUCGCCACGGUACAGUGACGAAAGGUACACGUACCGCCAUGUGAUUUUGUCACGAGGCGUCCGCAAGGAGGCGGAAAAACUAGCAUCUACAAUGCCAGAUGGCUUGCUGACGGAGGACAUGUUCAUACACUGCCUCGGCAUUGCCUUGUCCCCUGGGUGGACGCACUUUAUGUGUUUCAACCGGAAGCUGAAGGAGCUUAUUUUGCGGAGACCACGAGAAGAUGACAACCCCAAAGCCAGAGUAUCGGCGAAAGUAGACGGAGCGCCAGGGGAAGGCGAUGAGGUAGAUGUCGACAGCGACGAUGACACUCAACCCGGAGCGAACCCGCGACGCGCUGACCGUUGGAAGGCGAGGGCAAGAGGUAUCUGCCGGAACGCGGAUGAGAAUUGUGUCACCGCCACUUUUCAUGAGAAUGCAACGGCGGGAGGGCGGACAGAUUUAGACGCGGAAGCGCAACCGAGCGAAGAUGUGAGUCGCCACGAGUCGUGUGAAAGAGACUCCCACCCGGAAAAGCCUGUUCCGGUGUCGUGCCCCCCGUGCAUUAGCCAAUCAGCAACAGGAAGAAAUCUUCUGCCGUCGUCUCGGAGGCCUCAAGAACGGAAUAUGGAUGGGAGCAGUUCGUCAGAUUCCAGGCCGUCAUCAUCAACUGAUAGUGCGAACCUCGGAGCUCGCACAACAUGUAGGCCCACGAAUGUCUUUUCCCCGUCGAAGGCGCAGGGUCGCGAAGAGGAGAAUUCUGAGCAGUGUCCGACCUCCAGUCAGGAUAGCCAAACCGUUACCAUAGCGCGGGUUCCAACCAUGUACAGCAGUAGCGUACACAGCGGCGUGCCCGUGGAGAACAAACUGGGCAUUGAUGGGGCGCGACAGAAGCGCGAAAGGGAGACAGACCCGCCACGGCGGCCGAGUCAGGACGAAUCAAGGCCAAAGUGUCAGCGUGCAGGAAAUGUUGCUCCCCUCUAA
Besnoitia besnoiti is the source of this 1248-nucleotide messenger RNA. RefSeq names its product cyclin-dependent kinase regulatory subunit protein. The coding region runs from base 1 to 1248 and encodes 415 amino acids. The transcript has 4 exons. Gene Ontology annotation, molecular function: cyclin-dependent protein serine/threonine kinase regulator activity. Lineage: Eukaryota; Apicomplexa; Conoidasida; Eucoccidiorida; Sarcocystidae. The record is from RefSeq and is a predicted model, not a curated record.